ACCAUUUCUCCUGACGGGGUGCAAGUUAGGUGGAACGAUCCCCCUUGCACCAGGGUGUACGCGCGUCACCAAUAAACACAUAGCUGCUCCAUAUCCUUACUGGCUAUAGGGUCUGAUUUCUGCACGUCAGUCUGUCACAUAGGUCUGGGUAGGAACUUACUGGCGUUGGCAGGGCCCUUUCUUGCCACUCCUCUGUUAUUAUCGAUUAAAUCUAUCAAGAAAUCAUAAUGGCUGUUCUCUGUAAAACCAACACGUAACCUUGUUCCUUCUGCAAGCAACCAAGCCCAACACACGCUGGUAGUGUUGGUAGCUUCUACACUGGUAGAAGGGAAGAUAAAUCCCUGCAACGUGCUGAACUGCUGUGUAGAAUGAGCUCUGUUUUAAUCUCGUUCCUCUACGAUGCUCAGCUUUCCUAGCUUCUCCCCUGCCUAAGCACACCCUUCUGUCCCUUGGCAUUAACCAUCACGCACAGCGGGAUCAAAUCUGAGCUCUCCUCCUGCUUCUUUCCAGAAGGAUGAGACAAACAGCAGAAAACAACCAGCCUACACAGCUAACUCGUUUGGGGUUGCUCCGGACGUUUGGAUGUUCCCUUCCAUGGCCCAGGCCAAGCUCGCUGAGCUGCUCCUCCUUUGUGCAGGGGAAGACCGGUGCAGGUGCAAUGCGCUGGCAAAUCCACCUGCAGAAAACACUGCCAUUCCCUUUAGAAACAAAGAAACCACUCUGCCCUUGCUCCUGAGCCUGGUCCCUGCCUCCACCUGCAGGGCUUGGCUAUCCUGGCUCUGUUCAUGGGCCACUAAAUGAAAUCCAGACAACAGAAACAAAAAGAGGCAGAGGACUGGCACUAAUACUUCCCCGUUGGCGGGAAUCUCAACAGAAAGUGUUGUGCUAAAGCUGUGAGGUUCAGGGAACACCCCUAUCAAGGCAAAAGACGUAGUAUGGAAGCUUUGGUUAGUCUUCCGACUAGAAGAAGAGAAAGGACUAUUACCUCCUAUUUUAUUUUUCUUUCAGUCUCUCUCGUCAUGUAGAUCUGAGGAUGACCAAAGCCUGUUGCCCCAAGCAUUGCUGAACCCAUCAAAAUGGUUGCUCAGAGGUAUUGCACCGGCACAUCGCACAGAAGAACUGUGUAACCUAAGUAGCAAGGGGUGAACAAAGGGGAGCGGCUAACAUUCAUUACCUCCUCUAAACUGAUAGUCGUUGGCUUCUUGUCCCAUCCAAAUCCUGGCAAGCAGGAUAACAAAGAUUUAGUGAUGUUUACAACUGUGGUAGGGAUUGCUGGAUACAACCAGCCACCCAAGGCUGAGCACGCUUUCCGAUCCCUUUCGCAAUUCUAGAAAUACCCAGAAGAGCUCCGUGUUCUCUUGCUUUCAUUUCCUUACAUGAACCAUUUUCAAAUGCACGUUGUUAUAGGCUGACACAAGAUCUAGGGCCUAAAGCCACAGCCACAGAGGUGGACACUGGCCCCAGGGCCUGAAUCCAUAUCUACAGCCAGACAGGCCGGCACCAGCUCUGGGGCUUAAAGCCAAAGCCAGAGAAGCUGGCAAGGUCCCUGGGACGUAAGUCCACAGCCAGAGAGGCCGGCACCAGCCCUGUGGCCUAAAAAAAAGGACAGAGAAACUGGCACCAGCCUCGGGGCCUGGAACUACAGCCACAGCUGGAGAGGCCACUAGCAGCUUUGGACCUAAAGCCACAGCCACAGCCAGACAAACCAGCACGGACCCUGGGGCCUGAAGCCACAGGCUCAGCCUGAGAGACCGGCACCAGCUCUGGGGUCUAAAGCCACAAAAAAAGAGGCCAGCACUGAGCCCAGGCCCUAAAGCCACAGCCUGAGAGGCUGACGCCGGCCAUGGGGCUUAAAGCAAAAGCCACAGCCAGGCAGGCCAAAAAAGGCCCUGGGGACUAAAGGCACAGCUUGAAAGGCUUGAAACAGUGCAGGGGCUUAAAGCCACAGCCAAACUUAGAGAGGCCGGCACCUGAAGCCCCAACCAGCAAGGCCAGCACCGGCCCAAGGGCCUGAAGUCACAGCCAGAGAGGCCUACACUGGCCCCAGGGCCUAAAGCCCCAGCCCCAGUCUGAGAAACCAGCACCAGCCCCAAGGCCUGAGGCCACAGCCACACAGGCUGCCAUUGAUCCCAGGGCCUAAAGCCACAGCCCAAAAGGCCAGCACUGGCCCCGAGGCCUAAAGCCACAGCCAGAGAGGCUGGAACCAGGCCAAGGGCCUAAAGCCACAGCCAUGGCACAAGAGGCCAACACCAGCUUUGAAUAUAAAUCCACAGCCCAAGAGGCCUAUACCAGCCCGAGGCCUGAAGGUACAGCCACAGCCCGAGGGGGCUACAUCGGCCCUGAAGCCUAACGCCACAGCCAGACAGACCUGCACCAGCCCCGGGACAUUCAGGCGUGCAUUGCUAUUGGUUUCCAGUGAUUCCUCUGGGACUCCAUUGACCACUAUGAAGCCCUAUUGGUCUUUUCUGUUUUUUAUUGGGCUGCACAAGAGUCGUCUUCACUUCUCCAUUCCUGUUCUUCAGAUAACCCCAUUGGGUGACCCUAAGAUGUGGAGCUGGGAGGCGUCCAUUUCCUUCGCUUAUGAUGAAAGCAGAAGGGCGAUGCGGGCACUCGCUGAGGUCACAACCACUGCUGGGUUGGGAGCGUUUGUGCCACAGCUGGUGAGCAGAGCUGGUGCUCUGGUGAGCGUGCUGCACGCAGAGACUGAGCUCUGGGCCUUCUGUGGAACAGAUCACCCUGCGAGAGCCCGACGGAAGCACCGCGUGUGCACUCGUCGGUACUUUCUGCAGGAUUCCUGUCCCAAAGGAGAUUCCGGGAUCGAGGCGGUCUUAGGAAGAGGGAAGCCAGCUCUUUCCAAGGGCCGGGGAAGUUCCUGCAGAGAGAGCCUCUGGAACUUCAGCUUCCUCUGAGCCUUCAGCAGCCAUGUCUCAGCAAGGAGACGACCGCGGUUCCAAUUGCUGCCGUGUGAGUGGCAAGGUAUGGCUGGGCCUCUUCUGCUUGGUGCUUCCGUUUCCUUGUUUUCAAGGGGAAGGGACGGAGCAGGGGGAGCCCUGCUGGUCCUUGGUGACCUCAGGAACCGGUUGGAUUCAGCGCUCACUGCUGACAGCCUGGGCUAACAACGUGGACGUGGCUCAGGCUGUCUUUUCCCAUAGUGAUAAUCAGUGUCUCAGCACUCUGAUAUCCCAUGUGUGGCACGAUCUGGAACCUCUCUGCAAACCUUGGCUGCCCGUUCCCACCACCGUUUCUCCCUUUCUCUCUUCAGAAGUGGCGCGGUGCGGUUCCCCGCGGUUGGGAGCAGCAGCCAGCAGGCUGCCAGAGAUCCAACCGCGCCUUGCAGCGCACAGAGGGACGCAACAGGGACGGACGGUCCUUCCUGCCAUACAGAAGGAUGGAUCCUGCGCGUCCAUGGAGUGGUGCUGGGCAAGGGGGGAAAUGGAAAGCCUCCGCAGAGAGAGGUGCCGAGCCCAACGGAAAGAUCUACGCAAAAGCGGUGCAGGAAGUCCUUCUGGAGAGAGCUCAUCUCCAGGCUGGAGGGCUUCCUACAACAGCAGGUCCCAACACAGGGGGAAGACCUUCCCCUGCUGUGUGCCCCCGCUCUGUCUCCAAGUCCUUGGCUGGAUGUAAACGCAAGGGCUUGGAAGAAGCGAAGCCAACAGCAGCGCAGCUGCCUGCUAACAAAAGAGUGAGGGGGCCGAGCGGAGACAGCGUGCCAGCUCCAGCAGCACACCCUGGGCCUGCUGCAGCGCGGAGCUCCAAGCUAAGAGCGAGAAGACGCCAAGAGAAAGAGAGGAGAGGGGAAUCGAUGAAGGCUGCCCUCAGAGCUGCCGCUGCACGUGCAGAGGCCUCCGCAGUGAACAGCCUUGUGGAGAUGAUGCAGAAGCUGCAGCUGAAGGACUGAGAGGAGGAGCGUCAGCAGGCAGCGGCUGCAGUGCGCGGCGUUACAGGGCAGCGCUGCGAGUGCUGCCCACCUCAGCACUCCAACUUCAGAUGGAGUCAAUAAA
This is a messenger RNA of Gallus gallus (chicken), 4001 nucleotides long. RefSeq lists its product as uncharacterized. The transcript is spliced from 5 exons. The record is from RefSeq and is a predicted model, not a curated record. Lineage: Eukaryota; Metazoa; Chordata; Aves; Galliformes; Phasianidae. Bases 3185 to 3898 code for a protein of 237 amino acids.